Molecule: messenger RNA, 610 nt
Organism: Serpula lacrymans var. lacrymans S7.9
Lineage: Eukaryota; Fungi; Basidiomycota; Agaricomycetes; Boletales; Serpulaceae
Exons: 4
Coding region: 80-391 (103 amino acids)
Biological process (GO): nucleosome assembly
Cellular component (GO): nucleosome
Molecular function (GO): DNA binding; structural constituent of chromatin; protein heterodimerization activity
Source: RefSeq, a predicted model, not a curated record
GGAAGCUCAUUUCCGUUCGCACAUUGAAACUUGAAUUCAUCACUACCACCACCACCCACACUACACUUUUAUUUGAAACAUGUCUGGACGCGGAAAAGGUGGCAAAGGUCUCGGAAAGGGUGGUGCUAAGCGUCAUCGUAAAAUUCUUCGUGAUAACAUUCAGGGUAUAACAAAGCCCGCUAUUCGUCGUCUUGCCCGUCGUGGUGGUGUGAAGCGUAUAUCUGGUCUUAUCUACGAGGAGACCCGUGGUGUAUUGAAGAUUUUCCUUGAAAAUGUCAUCCGGGAUUCUGUAACAUAUACUGAACAUGCCAAGCGGAAGACGGUGACUGCUCUUGAUGUUGUAUAUGCACUAAAACGGUCAGGGCGUACGCUAUACGGUUUCGGUGCAUAGGUUUCGGACUAUUUUCCUUGUUUCAUGUAUCGGUGUACUUUACUGUAAUGUUAUUUUAUUAUUGUACUUCUAACUUUGGGGUUUUGACUCUUCUAUUGAGUUGUGGUGCUGUAAGGUCGUUAGGACGGCAACUGACGACUACUGUCCAUUUAUCAUAUGUUAUGUUCAGCGUACAGUGUAGAUCUAUAUAGACCAACCUAUAGGAUGUCCUGUGGUCUC